CACAUUUAGGAGGUCCAAAGACGCUCGUUCAACGUACCUGGCAUUGAAGUAGUGGAUACUACGCGCACGACUAUCUCGCUCCGCAUACAAUCCUGCCCCACCAAAUUAGUCUACGAUUGCAAUAUGGCGAGCGAAAGCACCAAAUUCGUGCCUCUUACCUGCCACGGCCACUCUCGCCCAGUCCCGCAUCUCAGCUUCUCUUCGGUCACCGAUGAUGACCAGUACUACAUCAUAUCUGCUUGCAAGGACAAUAAUCCUAUGCUCAGGGAUGGCAUGACUGGAGACUGGAUUGGCACCUUCAUCGGCCACAAGGGCGCCGUGUGGCAAGCACGCCUGUCCUCAGACGCAUCACUUGCUGCGACUGGCUCUGCUGACUUUUCUGCAAGAGUGUGGGAUACGCGCACCGGGGAGGCACUUCAUACACUGCAGCAUAACCACGUUGUUCGUGCAGUGGCCUUUCCGAAUCAGCCGCGACCACAAAUCCUCGCGACAGGGGGCGUUGAGAAAAAGUUGCGCAUCUUUGAUCUGUCGCGUAGCGCAUCCUCUUCGCCCGUCACGGCCAACGAAUUGUCUUCUGCUGCGUCCACUCCGAGCUACGAAAUUGGCUUAGGUGUGCAUGGUGGUACUAUCAAGUCGAUCGUCUGGGGCAACGACCCUAAUAUCUUGAUCACGGCCUGCGAAGACAAAAAAAUCCGGUGGUGGGACUUGCGCAGUCGGUCUACAAUCGGAGAAUAUCAGGUUGACGGUGUUGUUGGUACCUGCGAGUUGGAUAACCCUACAUCAGACGCUGGCAAUAGCGGCCCAGGAGUUCUGAGCGUAGCAUCAGGUAAAACGGCAUACUUUUUCGACGGUGCACAGCCUGCACAGCUCAUCAAGAGCGUCAAAAUGCCACAAGAUGUUGCCAGUGUUGCGCUCCAUAGCGGACAGCGCAAGUUCAUUACUGGUGGCGCUGGAGACACGUGGGUGCGUAUCUGGGAUUUUGACGAAGAAAAAGAGCUCGAAACUGGCAAAGGCCAUCACGGUCCUGUGUGGUCUGUCGGAUUCUCUCCUGACGGAAAACUAUACGCAACUGGUAGCGAAGACGGGACCAUUAAGCUCUGGAAGUUUACAACAGGCCCAUAUGGACUCUGGCGAUAGAUAUCGGAGUGUACUUCAGCUUGGCUGAUCUUAUACGGUGUCACAUCAUGCUAUCAAUCCCGCAAUUGUCAUGACGAUCUAUAUAGUCUUCGGCGCUUGAUACCCAGUGAGGCGCGUAUUGAAGUUAUAUCACGAUAGUUUUCAUGCAGAGAUAUAGCAGACUACGACACCAGCACAAAUCUCAGAUACCAUUCAUUCUUAACCCGGACCUGUUCUUUCUCCGGGCUCCACUAAAGCCCCAGUUUAUGAUAGUCGGCCGCGCCUGCCCCACUGUUAUCUAUCUUGAUCUUGAUAACACUCAUUUAAAUUCGCCAAUAGGACGCCGAAUGCUCUUUGGCCGAUGUGUAGCAGCAAGUCCGGGCCUAGAUGUAUAUAACGCAUAUCUUGCACUUCAACGUCACUAUAACUCGAACUGACAGCGACGCAUUCUCCUAUACAACCACCGCUGUUAGGUCGUGUGAGCGUACA
This is a messenger RNA of Pseudovirgaria hyperparasitica, 1605 nucleotides long. RefSeq names its product WD repeat protein. The coding region runs from base 124 to 1137 and encodes 337 amino acids. The transcript has 3 exons. The record is from RefSeq and is a predicted model, not a curated record. Gene Ontology annotation, cellular component: SMN complex. Gene Ontology annotation, biological process: spliceosomal snRNP assembly. Gene Ontology annotation, molecular function: protein binding; RNA binding. NCBI's taxonomy places the organism in Eukaryota, Fungi, Ascomycota, Dothideomycetes, Acrospermales, Acrospermaceae.